Molecule: messenger RNA, 3167 nt
Organism: Propithecus coquereli (Coquerel's sifaka)
Lineage: Eukaryota; Metazoa; Chordata; Mammalia; Primates; Indriidae
Gene: EPHX2
Product: epoxide hydrolase 2, cytoplasmic
Exons: 21
Biological process (GO): cholesterol homeostasis; phospholipid dephosphorylation
Cellular component (GO): peroxisome
Molecular function (GO): lipid phosphatase activity; magnesium ion binding
Source: RefSeq, a predicted model, not a curated record
GGCCUCUCCGCACACUUGCUGCCUCGGCGGGAGGCGCCGUCCCGGGCUGCCAUGGCGCUGCGUGUGGCCGUGUUCGACCUCGACGGGGUGCUGGCGCUGCCCGGGGUCUCUGGCGCCCUCGGCAGCACCGAGGAGGCCCUGGCGCUGCCCAGAGGCUUUCUGAAUGAAGUUUUCCAGGAAGGAGGCCCAGAUGGUUCUACUGCCCGCCUCAUGAGAGGAGAGAUCACAUUUUCCCAGUGGGCGCCGCUCAUGGAAGAAAACCGCAAGAAACACUGCGAGGCCUCUGGAAUCCGCCUCCCCGAGGAUUUCUCUCUGAGUCAAAUCAUUGGCAAGGUGAUUUCAGCAAGAAAGAUCAACCAGCCCAUGCUCCAGGCAGCUGUCACUCUCAGAAAGAAGGGAUUUACGACCUGCAUCCUCACCAACAACUGGCUGGACGACCGAGCCGAGCGAGGCGGCCUGGCCCGAAUGAUGUGUGAGCUGAAGCCGAACUUUGACUUCCUGAUAGAGUCGUGUCGGAUCGGAAUGGCCAAGCCUGACCCUCAGAUCUACAAGUUUGCUCUGGACACCCUGAAGGCCAACCCCAGUGAGGUUGUUUACUUAGAUGACAUCGGGGCUAAUCUGAAGCCAGCCCGGGACUUGGGAAUGGUCACCAUCCUCGUCCGCGACACUGACACGGCCCUGAGAGAACUGGAGAAAGUAACUGGGACACAGGUAAGUUGACCUCUGAACACCCCUACGCCCAGGCCCUCAGAAUGUGACUUGUCUGUUCUCAGCCAUCUUCAUGUAACAUCGAUCGGGCCCGGGGUCCGUCUGCAUUUUGUGGAGCUGGGCUCCGGCCCUGCCGUGUGCCUCUGCCAUGGAUUUCCUGAGAGCUGGUUCUCUUGGAGGUACCAGAUCCCUGCUCUGGCCCAGGCGGGUUACCGGGUUCUAGCUGUGGACAUGAAAGGCUACGGAGAGUCUUCCGCUCCUCCUGACAUAGAAGAAUAUUGCAUGGAAGUGUUAUGUAAGGAGAUGGUAACCUUCCUGGAUAAGCUGGGCCUCUCUCAAGCCGUGUUCAUCGGCCACGACUGGGGAGGCGUGCUGGUGUGGAACAUGGCUCUCUUCUACCCCGAGAGAGUGAGGGCGGUGGCCAGUUUGAAUACUCCCUUCUUCCCGGCAGAUCCCAGCGUGCACCCCCUGGAGAGUAUCAAAGCCAACCCAGUGUUUGACUACCAGCUCUACUUCCAAGAACCCGGAGUGGCUGAAGCUGAACUGGGACAGAACCUGAGUCGGACUUUCAAAACCUUCUUCAGAGCAAGUGACGAGACUGUUUUAGCCGUGCACAGAGUCCGUGAAAUGGGAGGACUCUUUGUGAAGACCCCAGAAGAGCCCAGCCUCAGCAGGAUGGUCACUGAGGAGGAAGUCCAGUUCUACGUGCAGCAGUUCAAGAAGUCUGGUUUCAGAGGCCCCCUAAACUGGUACCGAAACAUGGAAAGGAACUGGCGGUGGGGCUGCAAAGGCUUGGGACGGAAGAUCCUGAUCCCAGCGCUGAUGGUGACGGCGGAGAAGGACUUUGUGCUCGCUCCUCAGAUGUCCAAGCACAUGGAGGGCUGGAUCCCCCACCUGAAGAGGGGACACAUCAAGGACUGUGGGCACUGGACACAGAUGGAGAAGCCCGCCGAGCUGAAUCAGAUCCUCAUCGAGUGGCUGGAGGCCGACGCCCGGAACCCGCCGGUGGUCUCGAAGAUUUAGUGCCCGGCAUGGGCCAGCGCCCAGCAGGUGCACCCAUGCCCCGUCUGCCGGGGCACUGUCCUUCCUGUCCAGAGGUGGCCCUGCACGCGUCUCCGGUGACCAGCAGCAUUGUUCUGAAAAGAUUCACAAAAAAGUGAUUUUCUUUGAAUGCAGUGAAUCAAACUUGAUGUCAUUUUAGAUCCAGGAGAAAUCGGGUGUUAUUAAUCCUCCAGGUACAAAUAUCGUCCCUUUAUCUCUAAGAACCAUUAACGUCCUGUGGGGGGAUAGAAUGGGGCGGCCAGAUGGUGAUUUGUCUUCGACUAACCGAUUCAUAGUUUUGCAGCAGAAUCAGCCGUUCAUUUUGGAGCAUCUCAGUAGCACUGAGGCUGCUUUAUCCAAUAAAGCUAAGACGACAGUGCCGUUGCUCUUUGUGUUCUUGGGACAGCAGAGUAAUUGUUCAGAGAAUGACACUUUCCCUCUGCUCUUGAGCCCUGCUCUGGUGGCCCAGGCGCUGUGUGAUCUAGACCAGCGCUGUCCGGGCUUCCUGGGAGGGGGCGGUGGUCUGCUGUGCCCUGUCCCGUGGAGUAGCCACUGGCCACAGGGAGCCGCGUGCCCUUUCUCCCGACUUCCCCAGCAGGGUUUACUCGGGUACACACGUGCACCACGCACUUGAAAUGUGCUAGUGAGACUGAGGAAGUGAGUUUUAAAGUGAAUGCUUCCACCUGCCACCUCCCGCACCGAGUUCCCAGGCUGGGUCCCACGCCCCUUCUCCCUGCUCCCCUAGCACGCACAGUCUGCACGACCGCCCCGCUGCACUGGCUGCAGGGGGAGCUAGCGGAGGACGUGGUCUCUGCAAGCUGAGUUCCCCAUGACGAUGAGCGUAAGUUGGCCAGGCCACACGGGCAUGUGUGUCCAAGUGUGGGAACACCCCGAGGGGUGGUCGUCCUCGUACCCCUGUGUGCUUGGAGUCGCGUGUACCACCUCUGAUCCAUCCAAAGGGUCCUUCCUAUUUUAACAGAUGGGGAAACUGAAGUUUAGAUAACUUGCCCAGGGUCUCUUGGCUGAUUGGUGGCAGAGCCUGCAUUCGGACUCAUGCUCUCUGAUUCCCAAGGCUGGGUUCUUUCUAUGCCAGAUUUUCUCCUUUCUAACUCUGGAGCCAGACCACCUAGGCUAGACAUCUGGCCUGCCGCUUACCCAUGUGUGACCUCGAGAAAGGGUUUCUGUGCCCCAGUUCCUUCACCUAUAAAAAUGGAACAUUAGUGGGACCUAACUCGUAUUAAGUAUGUUCAUAUACACCGGGUUCUACCACAGUGCCUGGCACAGAGGAGUGCCAGUUUAUCCCAGGACAAGACCUCCGAGGCUUCAAGUUUGCAGACACAUCGCCACCUUCAUCCUUCUGCACUUGAGAACUAAGGGGCUCAGUUAAAAGACAAGCCUGUGACCUAGGGGAGUGGCUA